This is a messenger RNA of Linnemannia hyalina, 1650 nucleotides long. The record is from the annotation of a GenBank genome assembly. Lineage: Eukaryota; Fungi; Mortierellomycota; Mortierellomycetes; Mortierellales; Mortierellaceae.
AUGGAGGCUCCCACAGGUGUUCCUGUCGACAAGUUCUCCACCCAUCCAUUAAUGAUUCCCGAGAUCUUAGCUCUUAUUGGUUCAUACCUCCCGCUCUUUUGGCGUCGUUAUGAUUCAUACCAGUACCGCUUUGUGGACCUCUGGGAUCCAACGCACAUUCUCAGUGCAGCCGCAGUCUGCACCACCUGGUACAAUGCCUUCACCCCCGUCUUGUGGCGGACAUAUGACCAUGCCGUCAUGGAGAAGAAAGUCCCUUUGGAAGUCCUGGCUCGGAAUAUCAUGUUUGUCCGUCAUCUCUCCCUGGUCGACAAGACGCACAAAAAACACGCGGACCUGUGGGACGUCCUGAAGAAACACGAACAUAUCGACCGUCUCGAGAUCCACGACGCCGUCUUCCCCGUUAAGCGACUCAUUGGGGCCAAGACUCACACCUUGGUGGAGCUCACGCUCUCUGGCAAUUGCACAAGGAUGCAUCCCUUCCUCCUCAUCUUUCUCGAGCGCCAAGUUUACCUCAAGUCGUUGGAGCUCACUCGCUUCAAGUUCACUGCGUCAGACUGGAAGAGAAUCAUCACCAACAAGCCUCAUCUUCGCAAGCUUACUAUCUCGCAGCAGUGCGAGUUUUUCGACUACAAGAGUGAGCAGGACGAGGACAAAGACGAGGAUGAGAACAAGGACGACAUCAACGAGGUCGAGGCCGAGGACAUAAUGUUGGAGGAUUUUACGGAGACGAAAGUACAUGCGGCCCUGGAGGCAGCUGGCAACAGCACUACGACCAACAACAGUGAAUCUAAGAAACGCAAGACUGAAGACGAUGAAGCAGGUAACAGAGGUUGCAACAAGAGACGCAGACGGACAGAACUCGUGAACGUCAAGCUGCCCGACGCCAAGAAUAUCGGUAUCCUCCCCAUCUCGCACCUUGUCUUGCGUGACAACCGCUUGCUGUUCCCCUUCCAGAAGGUAAUACUCGAGGCCUGCCCGCACCUGGACCAGUUGGAGAUCUGCUACUCACAAAAGGCGGAUGGUGGAAAGGUUGCCACGUUGGUUCGAGAGAAUUGCCACAAGCUCCGUCGGCUUUCACUGCGAAGCACCCGGCAGCCCUGGACCCUCGCGAUGAUCGAGGGAGCUCCCCAGUCGGUCGAGGAGCUGAUUCUGCAUACCGGUCAGCUAGACCUUCAGAUGGCGGCCGCGAUCAAGGACAGGAAGGAAAGCCUGAAGAGGCUAGAUCUGGACUUCGGACAAGGAACCAAAGGCAAGCGGCGAUUGGCGUGCAUCCAUUCGAUUCUCCGGGAAUGCACUGAGCUGCGGGAGUUUACUUACCACAACCAUGCGGACGACAAGGUCUUCAAGGCGAUGAUGCUCAAAAAGUCAUGGAAUCUCCCCAACCUCAAGAAACUGACCCUCCAUGGAGUAUCACCUCGAGCUAAGCAUGGUGGCGUUCCACAGGUCCCCUCUCCCGAGGGAUGGAGACAGCUGUAUAGAGGUCGAAAGGCCCAUUGUUGCAGUUGUCGGUCGUACGAGGAGAUUCGCCAGCAGGGACAUGAGGUGAAAUCUCCGCUGUUCGAUGUCGCUCUGCUGGAACACGUCAGAGACCUGCCCAACCUCUCGGAAGUUGUUAUUACGGAGGCCUUGUACCGAAGGUUGCUGGACUAG